AUGCGCUGCGCGAACGGCCUUCAGCAGCAGCGGAUUUGCAAGCGGAAUAUGGGCCAUUUCGAGACGACGGACUACGUCGAUAUGGUGCGCUAUCUUUGCGGGCAGGACCCGUGCUUGGAUCCGGACCGCGUCGCGAUCUUCGGGUGGUCCUACGGCGGCUACGCCACGCUGCUCGCGAUGGCGCAGGCGCCGGAGGUCUUCCGCAUCGGCCUCGCGGGCGCCCCGGUGGGGGACUGGAGGCUGUACGAUACAGGGUAUACCGAGCGCUACCUCGGGCUGCUCCACGAGACGCCCACGGAGGGGGACCAAGGGGAACGCAGGAUCAGUGAGGCGUACCGGAAGAGCUGCAUCGCCCACUUCGCUAAGGGCUUUCCUGACGAACUAAACCGGGUGUAUAUUACUCACGGGUUGCUUGAUGAAAAUGUCCACUUCACCCAUACUUGUCAUAUCAUCAACGCCAUGAUCGAGGAGGGGAAGCCGUACAACGUCCUUGUGUACCCAGGUGAACGACACGGCUUGAGGAAGAGUAAAAAAUGUCGAUUACACCACGAAGCGAUUCUGAUUAAGACUAUUGCUAAAGCCUUGUUGAACUAA
Molecule: messenger RNA, 594 nt
Organism: Phytomonas sp. Hart1
Lineage: Eukaryota; Euglenozoa; Kinetoplastea; Trypanosomatida; Trypanosomatidae
Source: the annotation of a GenBank genome assembly